AAUCAGCACAACUGGGUCCCUACAACUUGCACCUGAUCUCCUCUACCUAGUUUUAAACUAUUUUUUAAGUCAGUGUUGCCCUUAGAUUCCACUGGUAAUAAUCUUGAUAUUUAUUUGCUCUGCAUUGGAGACAAUCAAUUUAUCAAUACUGGAAACCAAGCUUGUUGCUAUGUCAUCUUCGGACUCUCCACCUUCUUGGUUAGGAUCUCCUGCUAGUUGUAGUUCCCCAGUGCAAGUAGUAAGAGGAGGAAUAUUCCACUCGCAUUUUCUGAAGAGGAUCAGUAGUGAGGAUGCUAGCGAGUUGCAAUGCAACAGUGACCAACAUAAUUCUUGUGAUCUGUGUGAGACCAAUGAUUGCUUAGAGUGUAAUGAAUGGAUUCCUCCCAACUCUGACACAAUACAAAAAAUAAUUACUCAAGUUGAAUUUUAUCUAUCUGAUGAAAACCUCGCAGUGGAUAGUUUUCUACUUAAACACAUGAAGAGGAAUAAAACGGGCUACAUUAGUAUUAAACUUCUCACUUCAUUCAAAAAGGUGAAAUGCUUGACUAAAGACUGGAAGGCAACAGCUUAUGCACUGAAUUAUUCCAAAUUACUAGAAAUCAAUCCAGAAGGGACAAAGAUUCGCCGAAAAAUUCCAGUACCAGAUUUCCUCCUCUCAGUACCACCAAGUAAACGUAUAUUGGCAUGGAAUCUUAAUAAGUACUUUCCAGAGAAGAAUAAUGAAAUGUGGGGCCGUAUAAACAUCAUGGAAACAGCAAUGAAAAUCUUUGCUAUUUAUGGUCCAAUCAGUUCAAUUCGCAUUUUGCAACCAGGUAAGGAAAUUCCUGCUGAGCUGAAAAAGUAUAGGUUGAAGUAUCCAGAAGUUGGAACCAAAGUUUGUGUUUUGAUUGAAUAUGAAUGUUAUGAAGGUGCUAAAAAUGCUUAUGAUGAACUUGGCAAAAAACACUGUCAUGAUGGUGAAAAUCUAAAAGUUGUAAUAUUGACAGGCAAAGGUACUAAAAAAAUAAGUUGCAUUGAUACAGAUGAAUCUGAGGAUUUAAAGAAAUCAACUCCUAAAAAGCCUUUAAGAGGGCCCACAAAGAUGGAGCAGAUGCAAUAUACUCUGGAAGAGUCUGUUUAUAGUUCUUCAGAAUCUGAUGGUGCUAAUUCACCUGCUUCUAUCCAAAGAUACCUGCAGCAUAAAACAUGUGGUGUCUGUAAUUGUGUUAGUCAAAUGUCAAAUCCAAGCUCUGUUCCAUGUAGUCAGUCAUGUAUUGACCAUCAUUGUGGUCCAUGCACUCACUGCAAAAGCCUAGUUUAUCACCAUCCAUCACCCAAAACAGAUUUUUUUGGACCAGGAUCUUGGCCCAGCCCAGGUACAAGUCCUGAAUUUAACAAGACGUUUCUUGACCAUUGGUCAGAUAAUGUAAAAUGUUCUGGAAGUCCCUGGGUACAAAGGCGUAAGCUAGCUGCCAGUCAGGCUGCUCCUGUAGAAAUUAACCAAAUGUGUAAGCAGUCAGUCAGGAAGCAUCAAAGUGGUUCAAGCCUACCUCCUGGAUUAGUCAGACUUCCUUUUGGCCCAGAUGGCACUAAAGGUUUUCAUAAUAGCAUUGGAAGAGGGAAAAUAGUUCUAAGGCACUAAUUUUAUAUUUGAACUAGCCUCUUUAGACAAGCCUGAGUCACUUGAGAGCUAAGGUUUAAUGGCCUUUGUGUGACUUGCAGCAUAGUUUGCUGGAACCUGAGGUGUAGGUAUGUGAUUUUUGUUUCUCUUGCAAUGUACCUAAAACAGCUCUGAGGGUAUGCUUCUGAAAUUGAAAUAUAAAUGUGACUUUUAUGACAGUGUAGCUGUGAUAAAUUUUAGGUUUUUUUUUGAAUUGCUACCUACUUGUUAUGCUGUGCAAAACAACAUUGUACAGAAUUAAUGACCAGCUUGAUUGGUGGGUGAGGGGUGGUAUGGUAAACUGUUAUACUGUAAGAUUGAAGCAUGUACAUGUGACAUUUCCUUGAUUGCUACUCAAAUAAAUAAUUGCA
Messenger RNA from Chiloscyllium plagiosum (whitespotted bambooshark), 2010 nucleotides. The record is from RefSeq and is a predicted model, not a curated record. Lineage: Eukaryota; Metazoa; Chordata; Chondrichthyes; Orectolobiformes; Hemiscylliidae.